This is a messenger RNA of Scheffersomyces coipomensis, 1176 nucleotides long. RefSeq names its product End3p (gene END3). The record is from RefSeq and is a predicted model, not a curated record. NCBI's taxonomy places the organism in Eukaryota, Fungi, Ascomycota, Pichiomycetes, Serinales, Debaryomycetaceae. Gene Ontology annotation, biological process: actin filament organization; endocytosis; endosomal transport. Gene Ontology annotation, cellular component: cytoplasm; plasma membrane. The transcript has a single exon. Gene Ontology annotation, molecular function: protein binding; calcium ion binding. The coding region runs from base 1 to 1176 and encodes 391 amino acids.
AUGCCAAAGUUGGAAGAUUGGGAGAUUAAGAAAUAUUGGGAGAUUUUCCAAGGUUUAAAACCAUCCAAUAAUAAAUUGACUGGUGAACAAGUAUCACCUGUGUUAAAGAAUAGUAAAUUAUCCACUGAACAAUUAUCGAAAGUUUGGGAAUUAAGUGAUAUUGAUAGUGAUGGGAAACUAGAUUUUGAAGAGUUUUGCAUUACGAUGAGGUUAAUCUUUGAUUCAUUAAAUGGUAAUAUUACUUCUAUUCCUAAUGAAUUACCUAAUUGGUUAAUUCCCUCUUCUAAAUCUCAUUUAAUUGCGGCUAAUAAAGCUGUAAAUUCCAAUCAGAAUUUAGGAAUAGAUUAUGAUGAUGAUGAAGAUGAAGAUGAUAAAUUAAGUGAUAAUUUCGAAUGGUAUAUUAGUCCAACUGAUAAAGCUACCUAUGAAGCGAUAUAUAACUCCAACAGUGAUUCUUUUGGACGAGUUAAAUUCGAUUCCUUGAAUGGAUUAUAUAAUAGUUUAUCAAAAGUUCCUAGAGCUGAUAUUUCAAGUGCUUGGAAUUUAGUUAAUCCUAAAUCAUUUGAAACCAUUGAUAAAGAUCAAGUAUUGGUGUUUUUACAUAUUUUAAAUCAACGUGAAAAUGGGAAAAGAGUUCCUCGUGGAGUUCCUGCUUCCUUAAGAGCCACAUUUUCAAAAGAAGUACCUAAUUAUGAUCUUCAAAAGCCUGCUCAAGCUGUGAGCAGUAGUAAUGGGAAUAAUGGUACUGAUAAUGGGAAGAAAUCAUUUGCUAGUUCAUAUUUAACCAAGAUUACAGGAAGUUCGAAUCCAAUUAAUGGGACUGAUUUUUCAUCAACGGAAGGAACUGAUUGGGAAGAAGUUAGAUUAAGACGAGAAUUAACUGAUUUAGAGAAUGUAUUAAAUAAAGCCUCUUCAGGAUUAAAACAAGAAAAAUCAAAUGAUAAUGAAUUAGCAAUUGUCAAACAUGAAUUUGAACAAUUAUUAAAAUAUAAACAAUCAAAAUUAAGUCAAAGUUCAGUAAGUGGUAGUACUAGUAAUGGUAAACAAUUAUCUGAAAUUAAAGGUGAUAUUGAAUUAAUUGAAAGUCAUGUAUCUACUUUACAAGAUUAUUUAACUGGUAAACAAAGUGAAUUAAGUCAAUUACAACAAGAAAUUCAAGCUUUAAAAAGUUCGUAG